Messenger RNA from Synchiropus splendidus (mandarinfish), 4048 nucleotides. It is a transcript of the gene cpped1, whose product is annotated as calcineurin-like phosphoesterase domain containing 1. The coding region runs from base 145 to 1116 and encodes 323 amino acids. The transcript is spliced from 6 exons. Gene Ontology annotation, molecular function: hydrolase activity. NCBI's taxonomy places the organism in Eukaryota, Metazoa, Chordata, Actinopteri, Syngnathiformes, Callionymidae. The record is from RefSeq and is a predicted model, not a curated record.
GAUAGGCUCCACCACGAUCGAGUUAGAGCGGCCACGGUUAUGACAGCCCAGCCGGAGCACAACAACGGAGGAGAGGCGUGCGUCCCAGCUAUUCUGCAUUCAGUUCACCCAGUUGUGUUGGCAGUUUUCUAAACACCGAACCCCAUGGCUGACACCGUGGAUAUAUUCCUGAAAGCGAGGCACCGAACUUUCGUCGGACUGACAGAAGAUGUGGAGCGCGAGUGGACUGGUCCCUUUUACUUCAUCCAAGCUGCAGACCCCCAGCUUGGCUUGAUGAAGGCAUGGAGGGAGGGUGACUGUGAUGGAGGAGGAGACGAGUGGGCAGAGGAAGUACAGCUCACUAAACAAGCGGUAGAGGCUGUCAACCAGCUCAGACCAAGGCCACGCUUCAUGGUGCUGUGUGGAGACCUAGUACAUGCCAUGCCAGACACCCCAUUUAGAGAAGGUCAAGAGCAAGACCUGAAGAUGGCACUGAAGGACACGGACCCCUCAAUUCCUCUUGUUUUCGUCAGCGGCAACCAUGACCUGGGGAACACACCUACUCCCAGAACGCUGCAGCAGUAUUGCAGUGCAUGGGGAGAUGACUACUUCAGCUUCUGGGACUUUAAUUCCCAUAUCUCUCAGGUGGGCGGAGUCCUCUGUCUCGUUCUGAACUCCCAAUUGUUCUACGAUGCGUCUGCCUGCCCGCAGCAAAAAGAGGCCCAGGAGUCAUGGUUAGAGGAGCACCUGAGGAGAGCUUCCUCAUCCACUACAGAAAAAUCAAAACCCAUACACGUCCUGGUGUUUCAGCACAUACCUCUGUUUUUAAAGAACCCAGAUGAAGAUGAUGACUACUUCAACCUGCAGAGAGGUGUCAGACAGGAAUUGCUGCAGCGCUUCAAAAGGGCAGGGGUAAAGGCCGUCUUCUCUGGCCACUAUCACCGGAACGCCGGAGGUUGCCAUGACGGCCUGGACAUGGUGGUGAGCUCGGCUAUAGGCUGUCAGCUGGGUGAGGACACCCAUGGUGUCAGAGUGGUGGUGGUGACAAAGGAUGAGGUCGUGCACCGGUACCACAGUCUGGAGCAACUGAGGGAUGGAGGCAUGGAUGAGGAGCUGAAGAAGCUGCUGCAGGCGUGACAGUCUUCACCAGGAAUUUCCCGACCCAUUUCUGAGAGGUGACAGACUUCAUUUGCACCCCUGCAAAAAUGAUAAAUGAGAAUCUCUUUUUUUUUUUUUUUUAUCAAUCUGGUUGUUUGUCUUUGUCAGGUGUUGUUAUAACCAAAAACAAUACUACAAAGUAAUUACUGUUCAUGUCAUCCUAUUAUUGUAUUCACAUGUGAAUUAAUUUCAACAAUAUGUAUUGUAUUGUCAUAAGCCAUUCACUUUUUAUGUGCUGAGUACACAGGAAAAUAAUGAACUACAAAAGUUUCCAGUAUGAAAUUCAAAUUUGGAGGACAUUUCACUUUCCUUUCACUUUCACUUUUCAUCACUUUCAAGGGGUUAGGAUUUACUAGAUUAGAGCAAAGCAGUAAUCUAAUAAAAUGAAGCCGUUGCACAGGUUUGUGUAAAUAAAUCCACUAAACUUAUUAAUAAAUGUGCUCCCACCAUAAAUUAAAAUACUUUUUUUUCUUUAAUCAUGUAAAAGUCCUUAAUCAUAGGAUGAAGUUAUGAAGUUGCCAAAGAUUUAGGGUGAAUUACAAUUCCUUCCUUAAUCCUUCAACCUCAGUCCUCAACCUCAAAAAUGCACAUUCCUGCGAAGUUCAAGUUACUUUACUUUACUUUAGAAUUGAGGACUACCCGAAGUGCUUUAGGUAUUUUCAGGCAACAAAAAAAUGGCGUCAGAGAACAAAGCAAACUUCAAAUGCUAAUGCUUUCUUUGUUAACUAAGAUAUCAAUAUUAAGAAAACCAUCUUAGUUUAUGCUCAUUUUAUGGAUUAUUUUCCACAUUGUUGCAUCUGUUUUUAUUUUUCAGUGUUUGUCAGUAGCGGUCAUUGCAAAUGAGCCAUGCUAUCCUUAAUGUUAUAGCUUCUCUAUUGUAGUGGUUUUAUCAAGAUAACAGCCUUAAUGGUAUAAUAUGACCAGUCUAAUGUCAUCUCCUGCUGCUGCAGAGUUAUCUAACAAUAGUUAUUGCUGGGGUUUAGAACCGGUUGUGUUAGAACUGUAGCGUGUGACGUGACCACUCAAUGAAACAACAUACUGAGCAGGUCUGAACAAUGAUUUUCACUUCAAAUUCACAACGCGAGCUAAUAGAAUGUUGUUUUUUAAGUACAAAUUAUGGAGCGCACUUCAGCAGUGAAUACAGCAUCUCCCUGUCUCCCUGCCCGGUUGGCUGGUGACCAUACAGUAGCUGUUCAACCCAAGUCGAAAUUGUUUUGACUUUCCCACCCACGUCUCACACUGUUCCUCUUUAUUCGAUUGUCUGUCUGUUGUCCAUGGUGUCAUGUAUCAAGUGCAGCCGGCUCUAACCAUCGUCAUGGCGACUCAUCCUGCAAAGUGUGAGUUACUGAAUGCCACUUUUGUGCAAUGCUGCCCCCAUAGUUGAGGGUGUAUCUGCAUUCAUGGGGUGUCCCAUUUCUAAGUUCUUAGUUGGUUUUGGUAUUUGGUAUUGAUUUUUUGGGUUAAGGACUGAGGACUCGGGGAGGAAUUGUGAUUCACCCAAUGCCUAGUCUUUUUUGGACUGGUGCGCCACCAUGCAUUUCAUCAUGGUGUACGACUACAAAUGUCUUUUAUAGGUUGAUAUUGCUCGGUGGUUACUCUGGGGCGCUCGAGACAAAGUGGGAAAAUAAUCAACAGAGCACUUAGUAAUGUCACUGUCCCAAAGUAUCUCUAAGACAUGACAAACAAUUAUGGAGCUAUUGCAGCCAGUCACCAACUUAACUUCAUGGAACUGGCUGGUAGCAACUGAAGUAUCUUACAGGCUUAAAGUUCAUGUGCUUUGGUCUAAGCCAAUCACUUUUAUGGAAGGAAACCAGAAGCUAAAUGUAAAAGAUGUAGCAAAUAGAUCAUCCAUUUUCUGAGGUGCAAUCGCGUGUGUGUCUAACAAUAUUGUUAAUUCUGUAGUUGUGAUGACAGACAUAGGAACUCUGUCACACAAAACUAAAAGGCAAUGUAUUUUUGGUGAAUCUCAAGCCCUUUUUUUGUGUCUUUGAUAUGUACAUCAUAGGAUUAAUGAAAACCACCAAGGCCUAGGUCUACUCUGCACUCUCCACUCUGCACCUGCAUCUUUAAGAGGUGCUCAACCACAAUGUCCAUUUUUCCUUCUCCAGGCUGAUACUGCAAACUAACCAUGACUCUUGUAGCUCUCAUCUCACCUCACUUGCAAAACAACAAACUUAUAACAGCCCUUCUGUUUCUGACUUGGAGGUGUCUUCAUCCGGGCCACUUCUUUCUUCUGUUGCGUUCACACACUGAGCAAAAGUGAAUUUAACUGACAAGAGAAGCAUUUGAUGGGGGCAAAUCUUGUCAUCAGCAGGGAGGCCUUUUCAUGCAGGCAAACAUCGCAUCAGAAAAUAUUAAGAGAUUCCAUUCCAUCUCAUUUAACUAAAGUAAUUUAAUCUUGCAUUUUGGUUUAUUCUUCAUUACACAAACCAAAUCAUUGAGAUCAAUUACAAACUCCAGCUUUCAGGAAAUGAUCGCGUGAAUAAUGAAUUGUCUACAUGAGUGUUCAGAUUUUGUGGAAAUCACACUUUUUAAGAGAUAAAAAUUCAAUUUUUAUUGUAUUUUUAUUUGAAUUUUAACAGGUCGUUUUGACACAGUAGAUGGAGUUGAUUGGAUUUCACUAAGAACAGAAUUUCUUUGAUUUGAAAAAGCUUUUUUAACAUUGGCAUUUGACACAUUUAAAAUUCUUGAAAAGAGGUGUUGCACAAAUUUGAUCAGUUUUUUUUUCUCUCUCUCUCUUUUGUUCUCUUCAGUUCCGAACCUCGCAGGGGGGCGAACCAGCCAAAAGUGUUCUGUUGUGUAAUGGAGAAACAAAUAUGAGAGAGAAAAAAAGAGACUCAUCUCCGCAUUAGUCUUAAAAAUAAACAUGUGGAACAGAUUUUUGUUUCAGUGAUUACAUAAUUUAGACAAA